AUGCUUCCUCAGCGAAUGAAGAAAGCCGUUACUGAUAACCCUAAAAAGCUCGCAAACUUGAUCGAUCUCGUUAACCUUCCUCCCACUCUCAGAGACUUCGUCGGUUUUGGAUAUUUGGUUGCAGACGACAGUCACAUUGAUGCAGACACACCAUAUGCUGAAGUUGAGGUCAUGAAGAUGUGUAUGCCUCUUCUCUCCCCUGCUUCUGGGAUUAUUCAUUUCAGAAUGGCUGAAGGUCAAGCCAUACAGGCUGGUGAACUUAUAGCAAGGCUUGAUCUAGAUGAUCCUUCUGCUGUAAGAAAGGCAGAACCCUUCACUGGGAGCUUCCCAAUCCUGGGCCCUCCUACAGCAAUUUCAGGUAAAGUUCAUCAGAAAUGUGCGGCAAGCUUAAAUGCUGCACAGAUGAUUCUUGCUGGCUACGAGCACAAUAUUGAUGAAGUUGUGCAAAGUUUGCUCAAUUGCCUUGACAGCCCUGAAUUACCUUUCCUUCAAUGGCAAGAAUGCUUUGCAGUUCUGGCAACCCGUCUUCCUAAAGAUCUAAGAAUUGAGUUGGAAGCUAAAUAUAAGGAAUUCGAGAUUAAUUCAAGCUCCCAAAAUAUUGAUUUCCCUGCCAAAUUAUUGAAGGGAAUUCUUGAAGAUCAUCUUUUCUCCUGUGCUGAUAAUGAAAAAGGAGCCUUAGAAAGACUAGUUGAACCUCUGAUGAGUCUUGUAAAGUCUUAUGAGGGUGGAAGAGAGAGCCAUGCCCAUAAAAUUGUACAAUCUCUUUUCGAAGAGUAUCUCUCAGUCGAAGAACUAUUUAGUGAUAAUAUACAGGCUGAUGUAAUUGAACGACUCCGUCUUCAAUACAAGAAAGAUUUGUUGAAGAUUGUAGAUAUUGUGCUCUCUCAUCAGGGUGUCAAGAGCAAAAAUAAGCUGAUACUGCGACUAAUGGAUAAACUGGUUUACCCUAAUCCUGCUGCCUAUAGGGAUCAAUUGAUCCGAUUCUCCCAACUCAAUCAUAUUAUUUAUUCUGAGUUGGCUCUUAAGGCUAGUCAACUUCUUGAACAAACUAAACUGAGUGAACUUCGAUCCAGCAUUGCACGAAGUCUUUCUGAACUAGAAAUGUUUACUGAGGAUGGUGAAAAUAUUGAUACUCCGAAGAGGAAGGGUGCCAUUAAUGACCGAAUGGAGGACCUUGUGAGCGCUCCUUUGGCAGUUGAAGAUGCUCUUGUGGGCUUAUUUGAUCACAGUGUUAACACCCUUCAAAGGAGGGUUGUGGAAACUUAUAUACGUAGGCUUUACCAGCCGUAUCUUGUCAAAGGCAGCAUCAGGAUGCAGUGGCACAGAUCUGGCCUUAUUGCUACGUGGGAGUUCUUAGAAAUGGGGAGUGAUGUGGGCAUCAACAACCAAAUGAGUUUACUUCAAGACAGUGGUGAUGAAGAUCAGGCUCAAGAAAGAAUCAAUAAGUUGGCCAAAAUACUCAGAGAGCAGGAAGUAGGGUCCAUAAUACAUGCUGCCGGUGUUGGAGAUAUUAGCUGUAUCAUACAGAGGGAUGAAGGGCGUGCUCCAAUGAGGCAUUCCUUCCACUGGUCAGCAGAAAAGCUAUAUUAUGAAGAGGAACCCUUGUUGCGGCAUCUGGAACCUCCGCUAUCCAUUUAUCUUGAAUUGGACAAACUUAAAGGCUAUGAGAAUAUACGCUAUACACCAUCCCGUGAUCGUCAAUGGCACCUCUACACUGUUGUGGAUACCAAGCCACAACCAAUUCAAAGAAUGUUUCUUCGAACACUUCUCAGACAGCCAACCACAAAUGAAGGAUACUCUGCUUAUCAAAGGGUAGAUGCAGAAACGUCUCGUACCCAAUUGGACAUGUCCUUUACUUCAAGGAGCAUUUUUAGGUCCUUAAUGGGUGCAAUGGAGGAGUUGGAACUUAACUCACAUAAUACCACCAUCAAAUCUGAACAUGCUCAUAUGUACCUCUACGUCCUACGUGAGCAACAAGUAGAUGAUCUUGUCCACUAUUCCAAAAAAAUCAACAUAGAUGCCGGUCAAGAAGAAACAACAGUAGAGACAAUCUUGGAAGAACUGGCACAGGAAAUCCAUUCCUCUGUUGGUGUAAGAAUGCAUAGAUUAGGAGUUUUUGUAUGGGAAGUGAAGCUCUGGAUUACAGCAUGUGGACAGGCAAAUGGUGCUUGGAGGGUCAUUGUAAACAAUGUUACUGGUCAUACAUCCACUGUACAUAUAUAUCGAGAAAUGGAGGAUGCCACCACUCAUAAAGUGGUUUACAGUUCAGUCACAGUAAAGGGUCCACUGCAUGGUGUACCAGUGAACGAAAACUAUCAACCUUUGGGAGUUAUUGACCGAAAACAUCUCGCAGCAAGAAAGAGUAGCACCACAUACUGCUAUGAUUUUCCCCUUGCGUUUCAAACAUCCUUGGAACAGUCAUGGUCAAUUCAACAUACAGGAGUUCAAAGAGCCAAAGAUAAGGAUCUCUUAAAAGUAACUGAGCUUAAAUUUUCAGAGAAAGAAGGUAGCUGGGGUACUUCUCUUGUUCUUGCAGAGUGUCCUCCUGGACUUAAUGAUGUUGGCAUGGUAGCCUGGUUGAUGGAAAUGUGUACUCCUGAAUUCCCAUCUGGAAGGACAAUAUUGGUUGUUUCGAACGACGUUACAUUCAAGGCUGGUUCUUUUGGCCCAAGGGAGGAUGCCUUCUUUAGAGCAGUAACUGAUCUUGCCUGUGCUAAGAAAAUACCUUUACAUAGAUAA
Molecule: messenger RNA, 2739 nt
Organism: Vicia faba (fava bean)
Lineage: Eukaryota; Viridiplantae; Streptophyta; Magnoliopsida; Fabales; Fabaceae
Source: the annotation of a GenBank genome assembly